Dicentrarchus labrax (European seabass) is the source of this 1337-nucleotide messenger RNA. RefSeq names its product adenosine receptor A1-like. Gene Ontology annotation, molecular function: G protein-coupled receptor activity. Gene Ontology annotation, cellular component: membrane. NCBI's taxonomy places the organism in Eukaryota, Metazoa, Chordata, Actinopteri, Moronidae. The transcript has 2 exons. The coding region runs from base 24 to 1172 and encodes 382 amino acids. Gene Ontology annotation, biological process: G protein-coupled receptor signaling pathway. The record is from RefSeq and is a predicted model, not a curated record.
UUGUGGUGAGUGUGAGGUUGUGCAUGGCAGUCACUGGCAGCGGUGCAGUGGCCAACGUCCAGGAAAGGACCCAGGGUACUCGGACCCUACCCGGGAGUGUCUCAUGCUGUCUGCGGCUGUGCCUGGGUUGGGUGGGGGCUAUAGGGGGUGCAGUUGGGGUCCCUGUGAUCGUGUUACUCAACCUGCGCACCCCCCAGUGCCUGUACACCUGCAUAACUUUGGUGUGUUGUCCCAUGCUGGUCAGGCAGUUUACCAUGUUCCUGUUAAUGCUUCUUACACUGGACGCCCACCUGCAGCUUCACUUGGCAGACAGGUACUCCUCAGUGAUGACCCGUCAGCGAGCUUUGUGCGUGGUUCUGUUGUGCUGGGUGGGCUCUGUUCUGUCCUCCUUCGCCCAGUUCAUCGGCUCAGAUGUCCUCGACACCUGGAGAAGAGGUGAGACUGGUCCAGGCACAGCUGGCCUCGGGCUCCAUGGCAACUGGACAACCUCUUUACCACAUCUUACCCCAUCCCCACCCCCGAAGUAUCACCACGACCGCAAGGUCAUUGGAAAGUACCUUCCGUACGGAGGCUUCCUGUCAAAGUUUUAUGUGGAAGACAUGCACAACUUCACCUACGCUGAGAUUCAUAGCAGCCACUGGGGAGUGUGUGCCCCAGACACCAUUCUCAGUCCCCAGUUCCUAGUCUAUGUUCAUGGCAUGACAGUGUUCAUGCUCCCCUUGCUUUGCCUGCUGGCCAUUUACCUUGACCUACUAUGCAUUAAGCCAAGGAAGACUCCUUUUAGUCAUGCAGACCCCCCUAAACAUGACCCCUGCCAGGUCCGUUCGCUGGCUCUGUCCCUCUCCCUGUUAGUUCUGCUGUGCCUGCCGCUCCACAUUAUCCAUGCUCUCUUGCUUUUCACCCCCAAUACCAAUCUUCCUGCAUGGCCCCAUGCAGUUGCCAUGUUUCUCUUCCAGCUGUACAGUCUUGUGCCACAGCUCCUCUUCACUCCUCCUAAGAAUCAAGUGGGGGAAGAACGGGCAUCCUUUCCUCUGUCUGUUCCCCACCUUCCACCCGCAGUAGCCCCGUCCACAGUAAAAUCUGUCCGUAUGGCCCUGUGUGAGGCUGUGCAGGCAGCUCCAUGGUCUUCAGCCAAACACUCCCUUAAAGCCAAAGUGUGCCCAGAGGUCUGAAUUCUUGACAAAACGAAAAGACCUGGGCUGUUGUUCGCAGUGUAAACAUUUGUCAUCAUCUUCAGGCAGUUCAAUUCUUUUCUUAAAGCAAUGUUCCUUCUAUGUUUUGUGUGCAUGGGAAAAAAAAAAAAAAAGUGUUUGAAACAAAUAAAUAUGGCAAAUUCC